This is a messenger RNA of Ilex paraguariensis (yerba mate), 351 nucleotides long. The record is from the annotation of a GenBank genome assembly. NCBI's taxonomy places the organism in Eukaryota, Viridiplantae, Streptophyta, Magnoliopsida, Aquifoliales, Aquifoliaceae.
AUGCCAUGGGAUGAUGACGUGACAGCCUAUGCACAAAAUUAUGCCAAUCAGAGGAUGAGAAACUGUAACCUCAUACACUCACAGGACGAUCUGUAUAGCGAGAACAUCGCCAUUCGGAAUGGUGACUGCACCGGAAAGGCGGCCGUGGACCUUUGGGUGCAAGAGAAGGCAGAUUAUGACUAUAAUUCCAACAAUUGCACUGAAUGGAAGAUGUGUGGACACUAUACUCAGGUGGUUUGGCGUGAGUCGGUUCGCCUCGGGUGUGCUAGGGUUCAAUGCAACAAUAGCUGGUGGUUUGUGACUUGCAACUAUGAUCCCCCGGGUAAUUACAUUGGGCGGCGUCCAUAUUAA